AUGAGUCCGCAGCUCCCGACUGCCUGCCAGGAAGACAGACGUGGGGAAGCCCGGGAAGAGGAAGCAGACGGGCGACACAGGCGCCAAAUCGGCUGGCUCAGCACUCCACCCGCCAGGCUUUUCCAAGUCCACGUCGGUCCAAAAGCACCGGGAAAGCCGCUGCUGUCCGGUCUCCUGAGUCGUACAACACCCUCAAAGAGAAGCGGGCCAUCGACUUCGCCCUGGGGCCGGGCGAAGCAGCUGCCUAUGCAGGCGUUUAUGCUGUACAUGUCGGGCAGCGGAGUGCAGAUAUUCAGCAUGGGCAUCGUCUUCAUGCUGCUCCUCAGUCCAUUCAAGAACAUUGCUGGAAUGAACCAGGCAUUCGCCCAGUUUGCCCCGACCACGGCCGCAAAUCCCAAGUCGCUCACGACCCUGAUCGGCCAGAAGACGCUAUUUAUCUUGUGCAUUAACGCUUGUGGUCGGACUUUGGAAAUGUCGGUCUAUGGGGUUGCUACCGACUGGGACAGGCGAUUGGCUAGCAUUCGAAACGAGGGGAAUAGCACCAGAGACCGUGUUAUUCUGACUUAUGUACUGUGGUACAGCACUGCAUAUAGAUUUUACUACGGGCUCCAUCGAAUCCCUAUCAGUUCCUCCCGCUUUAUGAAGUGGAGUUUUCGCUCGGGACAAACCUCCAUCACAACCUUCUCUCUCACUUCCUCCGACACCCUCCCCUCCCCCCAUCCCACCUGGCGUGCCCUGACCAGAUGGGCCUCUGAUGAGCCCAGAACAGUAACGUCAAAGGACAUCCUCAUCACUGUCGUAGAACUCGUCUUCUUCGUCGGGCAUGAGCGUUGUGAAAUCGACUUUGUAACGCACUGUCUGUUGACCGAUCUUCUAGUGGUUUACCUUUUCCUCGUCAGCUACGGGCGCUCCAAGCCGGAGCAAAUACACCUGGUCAUUCCCAACUUCCUCCAGGACUGCAACGAUCGUAACCCGCUUAUUCGGGCGUUGGCCAUCCGAACGAUGUCCUACAUCCCCAUCCCGGUCGUGACAGACGCGCUGAACGACAACUUAAGGUACUGUCUGAAGGACAAUGAUCCUUAUGUUCGCAAAAUGGCCGCUAUAUGUGUUGCCAAACUCUAUGCGGCCGACCCACGCAGGGCAGAGAAGAGUGGGUUUGUGGAGAUGCUGCGUGACCUUAUGCUCGACAACAAUGCCACCGUUGUCGCCAAUGCUGUUGCAGCGCUUUCCGAGAUCGGAGACCGCCAGGACGGUGUCAUUUUCAAGCUCAAUUUGACGACGAGCAACAAACUGUUAGCUGCCCUAGACACUUCCCCGAGCACACCAUUUUCGCUCGCCUGCUAUAACGAUCGCGUUGGCACCCCUUCCCCUCGACUCUUCUCCGUGCCCUCCGUGGCCAAAAUUGCACUAUUUUCCGCUGGAGGGCGCUAUCGACGAUCACUACGUACAUCUUUUCCCCUGAGGAGGGGAGCCUCUGGGGGCGGGUCACGGGCCAUUCUUUCGAGCGGGCAGGCGUCGGCGUCAAAAAAAUGGGUUUUGGCCUGGGUAGCGGGAAUUUUUCCUGGCCUGCGGCGCCAGUUGCAGUUGAACAGAACCUUCCUCACCACCGUUCUCCAAUUUCGCUCGCCUGCGGCGCUGACUGGCAUCUAG
This is a messenger RNA of Mycena indigotica, 1650 nucleotides long. Its product is annotated as AP complex subunit beta. Lineage: Eukaryota; Fungi; Basidiomycota; Agaricomycetes; Agaricales; Mycenaceae. The record is from RefSeq and is a predicted model, not a curated record. The coding region runs from base 1 to 1650 and encodes 549 amino acids. The transcript is spliced from 8 exons. Gene Ontology annotation, biological process: vesicle-mediated transport.